AUGGUCCAGUACGGUACGUUGGUGUGGUUCCUGAGUGAUCAGCCCCUGGACAGCGCUUCCUUUGUGGACAUACAACUCCGGAAGUGGGGUCACAUGGCUACAGAAAGGGAUCUGGGCUCUGCUACUGUAUUUCUAACAUCUCUUGCUGCAAAACCAAGCAGCAUCCUCACCCUGAAGGACCUGCCUCUUCUGGACCGUGGCCACCAGCCAACAGGCGUAAGGGCACACAGUGGGGUCACCACAGCCAUCCGGAGUAUCACAGGAAAGGAUCAUCAGAGGGAAGGACUCAGUAGCAGAAUAAAUUCCAGAAGAGAACUCGCAGACAAAAAACAGGACUUCCAGGUGCGUGUGAGGAUCAUUGAAGGCCGCCAGCUCCAGGGAAACAACAUCAAGCCCGUGGUGAAGGUCUUCAUCGGCGACCACGUGUACAGGACGAGAAUCAAAACGGGGAACAACCCUUAUUUUAAUGAGAUAUUUUUCCAGAACUUCCAUGAGACGCCUACUCAGCUCUUUGACGAGACCAUAACCAUACAGGUGCUAAACUCAAGGGCUGUGCGAGCGGAUUCCAUCAUUGGAGUGUUCAAGCUUGAGGUUGGCCGUGUGUACGACUCUACUGGUCAUGCUCUCAACUGGAAAUGGCUCAGUCUUUACCACCCGACUCAUCUGAAUGCUGGCUUGAGAGGCUACUUGAAAGUCAGCCUUUGUGUGCUCGGAGCCGGGGACCAGGCACCGGAGCUGGACAAGCCUGCAGAGAGCGAGGACAUAGAGUCCAACCUUCUCAAGCCAGCAGCGAUGCCCGUAUGCAUGGCCACCUUUCAGCUCCGCAUAUACAGAGCUGAGGAUAUGCCCCAAAUGGAGGAUUCCUGCCUGCACUACUUUAGGUCCAUGUUCCAGAUGCAUGAUGACAAAAGGAUCUGCGUUGACCCUUCUGUGGAAGUUAGUUUUGCAGGGAAAACGUUACCGUCCGUGUGUGAUAAGAUCAAGCUAACAGUUCUGAAUGGGGACCAAGCAGGAAAGAGGGACAUUCUUGGGACCACGUACAUCAACCUGUCCCAGGUGUCCUCCACGGGGGCUGAGAUAGAAGGGGAUUUCUCCGGGUUCCUGCCAUGCUUUGGACCCAGCUUCCUGACCCUCUAUGGGAGCCCCAGGGAAUUCACCAGCCUCCACGACCCAUAUGAGAAACUCAACUCUGGGAGCGAAGAAGGGGUGGCCUAUCGAGGUCGGAUUCUAGUGGAAUUAAACACCAGCAUGGAUAGGACCCCCCGGCAGGAAACAGAGGAGAUCCCUGCAGAGGCUGUUGCCAGGGUGGAGCGAUAUUUGUCCCGGCGCAAGUACGGCCUGUGUGCCAUCUUCUAUUCAGCCACCAUGCUCCCCGCUAUCAAGGAGCUGAUCCAGUUUGAGGUCAGCAUCGGGAACUAUGGCAACAAGUUUGACGUGACAUGCAAGCCCUGUGCCUCAACCACCCAGUACAGCCAAGCUGUGUUUGACGGAAACCAUUAUCACUAUCUGCCGUGGUACGACACCAAGCCAAUGGUGGCCAUCACUUCGUUCUGGGAGGACGCUAGCUACUACAUGGACACCCUGAACAUCCUGCAUUCCACACGGGACAGGCUGACAUCGAAUCUGGAUGCUCUGAGAUCCGUCCGAACCGCCAAGGAUCCAUCUUUGGGUGAUGUCUGGAAGAAGCUGCUGAAAGAGCUGCUGGAGGACUGCAACAGGCCACUGCCCAGUUUGGAAGGUCAGGUGACAGCCACAGUCCUGGAUCAGCAGCUGAGGGACCUGCGUGGUCGGCUCCUCCACCAAGUAGCCAGGUCUGCAGAGAGGCUGAGCGCUGGGAUGAACCCAAAGACCUUGAUCCUCAAGGUAGAGGACUGGCUACAGAGGAUCAACUCCGUCACUCCGGAGCCCCAAGCCAGCAUGCCCGACGUGAUGAUCUGGAUGCUUUGCAAGGAGAAGCGGGUGGCCUAUGCCCGCGUGAAGGCUCACACCAUCAUGUUCUCCAAGGCUGGUCCCUGCGCCUGUGGCAAGCUGUGCGGGAAAACCCACACCCUCUUCCUGAAGAGCCCCCAGCGGGAUGGGAAGGACACCAUCCAUGGCCAGCUGCGCAUGCGAAUGUGGCUGAGUCUGGUGUCCAACAGCCAGGAGUUCAUGAGGCACUGUGAGGGGAAGAUUGGGGUCUAUGCAGAGACGUAUGAGAACCAGGUGAAGAUCUUUGGGAAGUGGGGGCCCAAAGGGCUGAUGCAGCACCCCAGCUUCUCGGACAUAACCGGGAAGAUUGGUGUCCCGAGGGACAAGUUCCAGCUGCCCAAGGGCUGGCACUGGGAUGGCGACUGGGCAGUGGAGCCACAGAGGAGGCUGCUGCUGGAUACUGAGACCAACCACAGAGAGGUGCUGGAGGAGGUGUACGAGAAUGAGAGCCGGCAGCCAGGGGAAGAGUGGGCCCCAGCUCCUUCUCCCAACACUGAUGCGGGCGGAGCCGCUGUCUCCCCAAAGGAAGGGAUCGUAUGCCCUAAGGGCUGGCACUUCGAGGAAGGCUGGAGGGUGGAGGUGAACCGAGCUGUGGAUGAGUCUGGCUGGGAGUACGGCAUUGGCAUUCCCCCCACUGGAACCCCCCAGUCCUGGAAUGCUGCAGAGAAGACAUACCACACACACCGGCGUCGGCGCUGGCUGCGGAGACGCUGUCGGGACCUGAACGCUCAGAACCAGGAGCAGGAAAUCGCCUCCUUUCUCCAGCUGCACUCUACAGGGAAGCUGGCGGAAGAGGACACCUGGGAAUACGCCUCCUUUUUUGGCUGGAAGUUCCACCUACAGCCCCGGCCGCAUGACACUUACCGGCGGCGCUGCUGGCGCAGGAAGCUUGUGCCCGUGCAGCCUGCCAGGGUGGCUCCCAUUUUCCUCUUGGAGGGCUCCCUGCUGAACACUCCUCUGAUCACCUGUGUCUUCCAGCAGCCCAGUUACUACCAGCUACGCUGCUACAUCUACCAAGCCAGGGAUCUGACACCAAGCGAUGGCAGGAGCUCCUCCGAUCCCUAUGCCCACGUGUCCUUCCUGCACAGGAGUCAGCGCACGCAGACCUUGACUGCCACCCUAAGCCCCAGCUGGGACCAGACCCUCAUCUUCGACCAUAUACUGAUUUACGGAGACCCCCAGGCCACCCGGCAGGACCCGCCGCUGGUGGUUUUGGAGCUGUUUGGCCGGGACAUCAUUGACAAAGAUGACUUCCUGGGGAGGAGCAUGUGUUCCCCACUGGUAUGUCUGGAUCUUGGAUCCCGACACCUCCCCCGCCUCCAAUGGUAUCCAAUCACAAAGCAGCAGAAGGAAGCGGGCGAGCUCUUAGCUGCCUUUGAGCUCCUAUUGGAUCCCAAGGAUGGUGCCCCAGGCCGCCUUCCUGCUCCCUCCUGGAAGAACGGGAUCUACGUCAUCCCUAGCGGCAUCCGGCCCACGCUGACACUGAUGGCCAUUGAGAUCCUAGCCUGGGGCCUGCGAGGCCUGCAGAGCUACAACCUGCUGAGCGUCAUGUCGCCGAGCCUGGUGGUGGAGUGUGGAGGAGAGGCCAUCCAGACAGCUCCCGUCAGAGACCUCCACGAGAACCCCAACUUCCCAAUCAAUGUCUUCCUCAUGAGAGUGCACCUGCCCAUGGAAGAAGAUUUAAUGCCCCCCAUCGAGCUGAAGGUCGUGGACAACCGGGAGUUUGGGUAUAAGCCAGUGGUGGGCCAGGCCAGCGUGAGAUCCCUGCGCCAGUACAUGUGCGAGCCGUCUGCAGAGGGGCACCAUCCCAGCCUGCCAGCCCCAGUGGCUCCUAAGGGGAAGUUUGCAAAGAUGCUGAGCAGGAUGGCUGCUGAGUCGUGGCUUCGAACAACACCAAGAGAAGAGAAGGAGGAGGAGGAGUGUGUCGACUGGUGGAGCAAGUUCUAUGCUGCCAUGGGGGAUCUGGCAAAGAGCGGGGACUACCUGCAGACAGGGCUGGACAGCCUGAAGGUCUAUAACUGUGAGCUGGAGGCUGUGCCAGAGUUCCAGGGCCUGCAGGAUUUCUGCCAGACCUUCAGGCUGUACCGCGGGUUGGUGCAGGAGAAGGCCAGCGAAGACCCCCUGGUGGUCGGGGAAUUCAAGGGACUCUUCCAGAUCUACCCACUGCCGGAGGACCCCAGCUCCCCACCACCGCCGCGCCAGUUCCAGGAGCUGCCCGAAAGCCAACCCCAGAAGUGUCUGGUCCGGGUUUACAUCGUCCGGGCCUUUAACCUCCCGCCAAAAGAUAGGAAUGGCCUGUGCGACCCCUAUGUGCAGGUCACCCUGGGCAAGAAGAAGCUGGGGGACAGAGAUCAGUAUCUGCCCAACACCCUGGAACCUGUCUUCGGCAGGGUGUUCGAGCUCCCGUGCACCCUCCCGCUGGAGAAGGACUUGCAGAUCUCGCUCUUUGACUACGACCUCAUCCUCCCUGACCAGAAGAUAGGGGCCACCAGCAUCGACCUGGAGAACCGGCUCCUGUCCCGCUUCCGGGCCAGCUGUGGGCUGCCCCAGUCCUACUGCAUUUCUGGCCCCUGUCAGUGGCGAGAUCAGCUCCUCCCCACCCAGUUACUGGAGAACUUUGCCAGGAUGAGGAGUCUGGCCCUGCCCGAGUUCAGUGCAGACGGAGGCAAAGCCACCUUCAUGGGCAGGGCCUUCCUGCUGGGGCAGUUUGAGAACAAGGUCCCUGCACACGGUCACCUGGGGCCCCCAAGAGAGCGCCUGGCCCUGCAUCUGCUCCGCACCUGUGGGCUGGUCCCCGAGCACCUGGAGACCAGGACACUGUACCACAGCAUCCAACCCGGCAUUGACCAGGGGAAGCUGCAGAUGUGGGUAGACGUUUUCCCAGAGAGCUUUGGCCCCCCAGGCCCUGCCUUCAACAUCACCCCACGGAAGCCCAAACGGUACGAGCUGCGCUGCAUCAUCUGGAACACGCGGGACGUGGAUCUGCAGGACACCAGCAUCACGGGGCAGAGGAUGAGCGACAUCUACGUGAAAGGGUGGCUGGAUGGCCUGGAGGAGGAGAGGCAAAGAACCGAUGUCCACUACAGGUCCCUGGGAGGAGAGGGCAACUUCAACUGGAGGUUCAUCUUCCCCUUCGAGUUCCUACCCAUGGAGCAGGUCUGCGUCCUGCCCGAGAAGCAAUCUCUCUGGAGCCUGGAUAAGACGGUGCUCAAGGUGCCCCCGAAGCUCGUCCUCCAGGUGUGGGACAACGACAAGUUCUCGGCCGAUGAUUUUCUCGGCGUUCUGGAAAUCCAACUGCUCAGCAUGCCCUGCCCAGCCAGGCGCCCCCGGGCCUGCACCCUGAAAAUGCUGCAGGAUGAAAGCAACUCCUCUGCCCCUCCCCGCCGCCCCAGGAGAACCUCCCUCUUCAAGCAAAGGCUUGCCCGAGGCUGGUGGCCGUGCGUGGUGCAGGAGGAGGGCAGGCAGCGGCUGUCGGGGAAGAUCGAGAUGACACUGGAGCUGCUGACAGCCAAGGAGGCGGAAGAGCGGCCUGCUGGGAAGGGAAGGGAAGAGCCAAACAUGAACCCCACUCUGCAGCUACCUGUGCGCCCAGAAGCCUCGUUCCUGUGGUUCACGGCCCCCCUCAAGAGCCUACGCUACAUCCUCUGGCAGCCACACAAGUGCAAGAUCAUCCUGGGGUUCCUGCUGCUCCUGCUGCUGCUCCUGCUUGCAGCCUUCAUCUACUCCUCCCCGGGCUACCUGGCCAUGAAGCUGAUAAACCCCUUCCGCAGUCUCCAUUCCUUUGGGAGCCUCAAUCCUCUGGAGGGGAGCAGCAGGAGCCCGUAGGCCACAAGCCGGCAGCAGCACCCCCAGCCCAGCUCCUGGGAUGACAACUGGCCACAGGCCCUGAAGACAGACAGCACCUGCUGUCCCCUAGCACAGAGGGACCUGGCCCUGACCUCCAGCCUGAGGAGUUGGGCAGCAGCACCCCUUCCACAUUCACCACCCACUGCCCUACAGGCAGCUGGAUCUUCCUGCCUCCAAGCAGCAGCCAGUCUUAUCACUCCCUCCCUGGCCUGCGCUCCUGCUGCUCCUUCCCUGGGGGCCAAGGGGCACUCACCGCAGGCCAGUGAGGCUAACUAGCUCCUCAGCUAGAAAGCAGC
Molecule: messenger RNA, 6110 nt
Organism: Chelonoidis abingdonii (Abingdon island giant tortoise)
Lineage: Eukaryota; Metazoa; Chordata; Testudines; Testudinidae
Source: RefSeq, a predicted model, not a curated record